This is a messenger RNA of Acomys russatus (golden spiny mouse), 1884 nucleotides long. RefSeq names its product CAP-Gly domain containing linker protein 3 (gene Clip3). Gene Ontology annotation, cellular component: nucleus; microtubule plus-end; cytoplasm. The record is from RefSeq and is a predicted model, not a curated record. Gene Ontology annotation, molecular function: microtubule plus-end binding. The transcript has 14 exons. Gene Ontology annotation, biological process: cytoplasmic microtubule organization. Bases 38 to 1684 code for a protein of 548 amino acids. Lineage: Eukaryota; Metazoa; Chordata; Mammalia; Rodentia; Muridae.
CACCACGCCAUCCAAGCCCCCAGGGCUACCGAGGACCAUGACUAAGACAGAUCCUGCCCCAAUGGCCCCUCCGCCCCGAGGGGAGGAGGAAGAGGAGGAGGAGGAAGAGGAGGAACGGGUCCCAGAAGCCCCCAGCCCCACCCAGGAGCGCCGGCAGAAGCCCGUUGUGCACCCCUCAGCACCUGCUCCGCUCCCCAAGGACUACGCUUUCACCUUCUUCGACCCCAACGACCCCGCGUGCCAGGAGAUUCUGUUCGACCCGAAUACCACCGUCCCGGAGCUGUUUGCCAUCGUGCGCCAGUGGGUGCCCCAAGUCCAGCACAAGAUAGACGUCAUCGGCAAUGAGAUUCUGCGCCGUGGCUGCCACGUCAACGACCGUGACGGGCUCACAGACAUGACGCUGCUCCACUACGCGUGCAAGGCUGGGGCGCAUGGAGUCGGAGACCCUGCGGCCGCGGUGCGCCUCUCACAGCAGCUGUUAGCGUUGGGUGCCGAUGUGACCCUACGCAGCCGCUGGACCAACAUGAACGCACUUCACUAUGCCGCCUAUUUCGAUGUCCCAGACCUUGUACGAGUGCUGCUGAAGGGGGCGAGGCCCAGGGUGGUAAACUCCACGUGCAGUGACUUCAACCAUGGCUCGGCUCUGCACAUCGCUGCCUCGAAUCUGUGCCUGGGUGCCGCCAAAUGUUUACUGGAGCACGGUGCCAACCCAGCGAUGAGGAAUCGAAAGGGACAGGUGCCAGCGGAAGUGGUCCCGGACCCUAUGGACAUGUCCCUUGACAAGGCAGAGGCGGCACUGGUGGCCAAGGAACUGCGGACGCUGCUGGAAGAGGCUGUGCCUCUGUCUUGUACCCUUCCCAAAGUCACGCUACCCAACUAUGACAACGUCCCGGGCAACCUCAUGCUUAGUGCGCUGGGCCUCCGCCUGGGGGACCGAGUGCUGCUGGACGGCCAGAAGACCGGCACACUGAGGUUCUGUGGGACCACGGAGUUCGCCAGCGGCCAGUGGGUCGGGGUGGAGCUAGAUGAACCGGAAGGCAAGAACGAUGGCAGCGUUGGGGGUGUCCGCUAUUUCAUCUGCCCUCCAAAGCAGGGUCUCUUUGCUUCCGUGUCCAAGGUCUCCAAGGCGGUGGACGCGCCCCCCUCGUCUGUUACCUCCACACCCCGCACUCCCCGCAUGGACUUCUCCCGUGUAACUGGCAAAGGCCGAAGGGAACACAAAGGAAAGAAGAAGUCCCCGUCUUCCCCGUCACUGGGCAGCCUGCAGCAGCGCGACGGGGCUAAAGCGGAAGUUGGAGAUCAAGUCCUUGUGGCAGGCCAGAAGCAGGGCACCGUGCGCUUCUAUGGGAAGACUGACUUCGCUCCCGGUUACUGGUAUGGCAUCGAGCUGGACCAGCCCACAGGCAAACAUGACGGCUCCGUGUUCGGCGUCCGGUACUUUACCUGCGCCCCGAGACACGGGGUCUUCGCACCGGCAUCCCGCAUCCAGAGGAUUGGUGGAUCCGCCGAGCCACCUGGAGACAGUGUUGGGGCCAAAAAAGUGCAUCAAGUGACAAUGACACAGCCCAAACGCAGCUUCACAACCGUCCGGACCCCAAAGGACAUCGCAUCAGAGAACUCUAUCUCCAGGUUACUCUUCUGCUGCUGGUUUCCCUGGAUGCUGAGGGCAGAGAUGCAGUCUUAGAGGCCCUGGAUCUCCCAACCAAGAGUCAGAGUCCCCCUCUAGCAUUCUCCUGACACCAGGAGCCCCCCAGUCAGUCACCCCAAGAUAGAAAUUCCCAGUGACACGUCCAGAAUAGAAAACCCCGUUAGCCAGCCCUCGACUACUGAGGUCCCAUUAUUAACAGAUCUCCCAUGACAGAUCCCCAAACACAGACCUCAUGA